Molecule: messenger RNA, 2127 nt
Organism: Xiphophorus hellerii (green swordtail)
Lineage: Eukaryota; Metazoa; Chordata; Actinopteri; Cyprinodontiformes; Poeciliidae
Product: beta-1,4-galactosyltransferase 2-like
Exons: 3
Biological process (GO): carbohydrate metabolic process; protein N-linked glycosylation
Cellular component (GO): Golgi apparatus
Molecular function (GO): beta-N-acetylglucosaminylglycopeptide beta-1,4-galactosyltransferase activity; cytoskeletal protein binding
Source: RefSeq, a predicted model, not a curated record
ACAGAGAAACUGACCCGGAGGAAUCUGCAGGUCCGACAGGACGUCCAGGAAAGUCUCUGGAUCCGUGCGCCGACGUCCCUCCGAACCUGCAGGGAGUUCUCCAAGUGGAGUUCAGAACCUACCGGACCCUGCAGGACGUCCGGAACCACGUCGGCCCGUUCCUUCAGGAGGGAGGCCGGUACCGACCAACCAGCUGCAGGGCGAAACAAAAGCCUGACAUUCUUUGCGGUGCUUCUGCUUCACCUGAAAGCUAGAAAUGUCCCCGCCGCGGUACCGAGCAGCCUGGUAAUUAUCAGAAAUAAUACUUCCGUAACCAUACUGGCAGCGGCAGUCCGACCGAAUACGACACCGACGCCAGGAAGGUCAGGAGGAGCUCUGGGUCCGUGUCCCGACGUCCCUCCGAACCUCCUGGGAUCUCUGUACGUGGAGUUCAGAACCAACCGGACCCUGCAGGACGUCCGGAACCUGGUCGGCCCGUUCCUUCAGCAGGGAGGCCGGUACCGACCAUCCAGCUGCAUCGCAAGACAAAAGGUGGCUGUCAUCAUCCCGUUCAGAAACCGGUAUGAACACCUGACCCACUGGCUCUACUACGUCCAUCCGGUCCUGAUGCGUCAGCAGCUGGACUACGGUGUGUACGUCAUCAACCAGGACGGAGACGGAGCGUUCAACCGGGCCAAGCUGAUGAACAUCGGAUUUGUUGAAGCACUGAUCGAAUACGAUUACGACUGUUUUGUCUUUUCUGAUGUAGACCUGGUACCAAUAGAUGACAGAAACCUCUACAGAUGUUCUGACCAUCCCAGACAUUUAUCUGUGGCUGUGGACAAGUUUAACUUCAUCCUGCCCUACGCCACCAUCUUCGGUGGAGUCUCAGCGUUGUCCAAACAGCAGUUCCUUAAAGUCAACGGCUUUUCAAACACCUUCUGGGGCUGGGGGGGUGAAGACGACGACAUGUCGCAGCGGAUCUCUUACAGACGGAUGUUCAUAUCCAGACCAGACUCCGUCACUGGGAGGUACAAGAUGAUACAACAUGAGAGAGAUUCUCACAACGAUCCAAACCCAAGAAGAGUUCAGAAACUGAGAGAAACGUAUUUUAAUAUAAUCAAAGAUGGGCUUAAUUCUCUGAAUUACACAGUCAGGGAGAUUAGGAAGGAUUUAUUAUACACUUUAGUUACAGUGGAUGUUCAGGUUCCAGCAGGCUGAUGUGGAUCCAGAUGUUUCUGUUCCACACCUGGACGAUUGGACCAAAACAAAAGUCAACUAAUAAAACAGGGAGAAUAAAACGGAAUAGUCCAAGUUCAUCAACCCAACAAUGCAAGAUGGGACUUGGUUGGUUAUUUAAAUUACCGAAGGUGUUGCUGUCCUGGACGGAGGCGUACUGGUGUCUGUUUGACGACCAGUUCAUGUGUUCAAACUGGAAACGAUGGCAUGGAGUCGUGGACUUUGCAGCAAGCAUGUGGCGACAGUGGACAGGAUCCACCUCCUUCAAACAGGUCGAAGCCUCCAGAACCACCGAAGCGGUUCUGGUGGACCUGAAAGGCGGAUCCACUUUAAGAAGUGACGGAACUGGAUCUUCCACCAAACGCUCUUCAUGUUCAGACCAACGUAGAUCAGUUUGAUUCGAUUCUCCAACAUUCAUAACGAUGACAUGAAACUUUGUUGGUUUAUUAUUGAUUGAGACUUUUUCCCUGUUGGAGCUUUUAUUGGUUCGAUAUUGGUUCUGUUUUUAAUAAAGUGAAGCACAAUAAGGUGAUGGAUUUUUAAGAAUUAAAUAAAUUCUUAAAAAUGUAUUAAUUCUAAAAUAAACAAUAAAUAUAAUGUAAAUGGAGAUUUCAGUAAUUUAAUAUUUUUAUUAUCUUACGUUUCUAAGGCUGUUUUGUUCUGUAUAAUCUGAUGCAUGAAUAAAAGUUUUUAAACUUUUAAAGUCUAAUCAUUAUGAUGUAUUUAUCAUUUAUUUGACUUUACAGUAGAUAUUAUUCACAUUCCUUUAUAAAUAUUUAAAACACACUUCACUGAGAUUAAUAAUCUGUUUUUCAAGACAGACCAGGAGUGUUGGGUCUCAGAAAUGUGAUAUGAAGACAGAAAAACUGCAGUUUUUGUUCCUAGUUUCCUGUUUUCAGUAACUUUAAU